Messenger RNA from Melitaea cinxia (Glanville fritillary), 946 nucleotides. It is a transcript of the gene Aprt, whose product is annotated as adenine phosphoribosyltransferase. Gene Ontology annotation, biological process: adenine salvage; AMP salvage. The transcript has 4 exons. NCBI's taxonomy places the organism in Eukaryota, Metazoa, Arthropoda, Insecta, Lepidoptera, Nymphalidae. Gene Ontology annotation, molecular function: adenine phosphoribosyltransferase activity; adenine binding; AMP binding. Gene Ontology annotation, cellular component: cytoplasm. The record is from RefSeq and is a predicted model, not a curated record. The coding region runs from base 156 to 707 and encodes 183 amino acids.
AUUUGACAGUUGACACUGAAUGACUGAAUACUGACAGACACAGACAGUUUUUUUUUAGUUUUUGCUGAAAUUCUGAAUAAUGAAUAUGGUAACGAAUUUCCACAGCGGUGCUGUUUUACUUUAACGAACUAUAUUUAAUUAAAAAAAUUAUAAUAAUGGACUCUGACUUCGAAAAAAAAGUCGCAGAAGUUAAAUCUAAAAUAAAAAGUUAUCCAAAUUUUCCAAAAGAAGGUAUUUUGUUCUGGGAUAUUUUCUCAGCUAUAUCAGAUGGACCUACGUGUAAACUUUUACAAAGUUUAUUACUAACGUUUAUGAGAGCGAAAUUUCCCGACGUGGAAGCGGUAGUCGGCUUGGAAUCAAGAGGAUUUCUAUUUUCUUUCUCCCUGGCUACUGAAUUGGGAAUUGGAUGUCUGCCAGUGCGGAAAAAAGGAAAACUACCAGGAGAAGUCAUUUCAUAUGAAUAUACUUUGGAAUAUGGUUCUGACGUAGUAGAAAUUCAGAAGACCUCAAUCCGUCCUGGCAUCAAAUGUGUGAUAAUAGAUGAUCUAAUAGCGACCGGUGGCUCAAUAACUGCAGCGACAAGGCUUCUACAGAAGUGCGGUGCCAACGUCCUCGGAUGUCUUGUCAUAAUGGAGCUGGAAUCUUUGAAUGGACGUAAAAACAUUGAGAAUGAUAUACCCGUAUAUUCUUUGAUUAAAUAUGAUUAGGUAUACUUUCAUAGUUCAUAUUAUAAUACGAUAUGUAUAAAAUAUACAUUCAAAUUGAAUCUACUGCGGGUAUUAAUUGUUUGAAAUUUUUUUUUGUUUGGUAAUUGCUUUUGUUUGAUAAUUUUUAUAUAAUUUGAUUGAUAUUGUUUACGUUUUGACAUCACCAUUCCAUAUUGUUUUUAUUGUUUUAUUAGAUAUUAGAAAAUAUAGGAAAUUGAUUAAAAGGACAUAUAUUAAUA